GCAAGAGGUCGAAGAGCCCAUGCACGGACCCCUAUUUCUGAUGAUAUAAGAGCAACUUUGGUGGACCAUGUCAUCAACCAUGGCCUGACUAUGAGGGAAGCUGGGCAGAGAGUCCACCCACAUCUAAGCCGCUUCACAGUGGCAUCUGUAAUAAGAACAUUCCGACUAGAAAACCGCAUGACUAGAAGACCUUCUGGGGGAGGACGCCAACGCCUGUUCACACAACAGCAGGAACUUGCCGUUGUGGACCUAGUGAGGGCAGACAAUGCCAUCCGUCUCCACCAGCUACGACAGAAAAUACUUGCAGACAGCCAAGUGUUCAACAACAUAAACCAUGUGAGCAUCAGCACCAUCAGACGCAUCUUGGGAAAACACAACAUCACCAUGAAGCAGCUCUACAGGGUCCCGUUUGAGAGGAACAGCGUCAGGGUCAAAGGACUUCGAGCUGAAUAUGUACGGAGAAUCUUGGCCAUGGAUGGAGCUGCACAGCCUCAUGAAUUCAUUUUCAUUGAUGAAGCUGGAUUUGACCUGAGCAAAACAAGACGACGGGGUCGUAAUGUAAUUGGCCAAAGGGCAAUUGUGCACGUCCCGGGGCAGCGCGGGGGAAAUAUCACAUUGUGUGCCGCCAUAAGCCUUCGGGGGCUUCUGCAUCAUCAUGCAAAACUAGGUCCAUACAAUAGCCAACAUAUACUCACAUUUCUAGAUGCUCUCCAUAAUAUAGUUGUACAGAACAGACCAGAUCAGCCCAGGUUUGUGGUGGUAUGGGAUAAUGUCAGUUUCCAUCGGGCUGCUCUGGUCCAGACCUGGUUCACCAACCACAAUCAGUUUGAAGUGGUAUACUUGCCCCCUUACUCACCAUUUUUAAACCCUAUAGAGGAAUUAUUUUCGGCUUGGAGAUGGCGUGUAUAUGACCGCCAACCACAUGCCCGCAUGCCUCUUCUGCAGGCAAUGGAUCAGGUGACCGCAAUCCAUGGAUGGUUUCGACAUGCUAGGGGAUAUUUUCCCCGGUGCCUAGCGGGAGAAGACAUUGCUUGCGAUGUCGAUGAGGUCCUGUGCCCAGACCCCAACAGACGGCGGGAUCCAUGAGCCCACGUAUGCAAUUGCCAUGAUUUUCUGUGUUUACAGUAUAGUGUUUUUUCUAUUAUUAUUUUUUUGCUUUAUCUGAAUUCAUGUUACUGCAAUGUACAAUAUUGAGUAUUUUGCUUUUUUGGUUGUUUGAAAAUGUGCCUCCUGAAAAUAUGCCUUCUGAAUAAACAGUGAAAAUCAAAGACUGCAGUGUUUUAUAUAAAGUAAACUAGUGUGUUCCCCCUGAUCUGAAAGUGUAUGCAUAUGAUGCAAGUAUGUGUCAAUUUGUCAUCAGAGUUACAUUUUGAGAAAGGAAUGUUAGGUUUUGAUAGCAGAGUUUAGGUUUUGAUAGUAGAGUUUCAAUUUGACACAGAUGUGAAUGGUAUAUUUCCCAGUGUUG
Onychostoma macrolepis is the source of this 1465-nucleotide messenger RNA. RefSeq lists its product as uncharacterized. The coding region runs from base 91 to 1086 and encodes 331 amino acids. The record is from RefSeq and is a predicted model, not a curated record. Gene Ontology annotation, molecular function: nucleic acid binding. The transcript has 3 exons. Lineage: Eukaryota; Metazoa; Chordata; Actinopteri; Cypriniformes; Cyprinidae.